CUUGCGACGCCUCAUUUUGAAGAGAAACAUGUUUUUUUUUACCUCACGUUUCAUUUUCACUUUAUGUCGCUAGUUGAUAUUGUUUUCGCGUUUGCUCCAAAAAUAUUUUUCUCCAAAACCUCAUCAACCAAUGAUGCCGACAUCAUCUUAGCUGUGAAUGUUCACGAUUCGAAGGGAAAACCAAAGGAACAAUCUUUCGAACAAGAUUUGCUCGACAUGGAGGAAAAGCUACAACAAUUGCUUCUCGAAAAAGAGAAAACUGAAGAGCUCUUGAAAGCCAAAGACGAGAUCUUGAAACAAAAGGAUAAAGAACUUGAAAAUCGUGGCAAGGAACAAGAGAAACUUCAGAUUGAGCUUAAGAAAUUACAGAAAUUGAAGGAAUUCAAACCCACCAUGGAAUGGAUACUCAAGUAUCUUAUGCAUUUCAUACUGAGCGAAAGUUGAAUCAUGAAAAGUUCAAAAACCAGUUGGUAAAUCAGGUGGGAUGAACAUAGGAAGAUGAGAUUUGUGUGACCAAUAUCAUCUAAGUUAUUGAUUGGGUGAGUGACAUUUCAUUACUUGUCAAUCUAUUAUGAAACAGAUCAUAAAAAUUUAUUAAAAAUAUAUUAUAUGAUAGUGACAAUCGAACAUAGCAUUUUCAAAAAAAUUCAACAAUAGACACUUGUGAGGUCAUAUAGUAAAGUAAAAAUAGUUUAACAUCUAAAUAAUCAAUUCUAUAAAUUUUUUGGGUAAAAAUCAAAAGAUUUAUUCCUCCAAUUGAAAUAUUUUUCUUGUAAAGUAAUAUAUUAACAUUUUCAUAUUUCACAUCAAGCUCCUCCACCUUUUGAGUACUUAAACUAAAGAAAACUAUUUCAUAAUUUUCUUUUUCGAAAAAUAUGUCACCUUUCUUGCCUACUCCAAUAGGCCACGUAAGGCAAGACAAUGGUCCAAUAGUGAAAAGAUUAGUCUAUGAUUCUUUUACACCAACUUCACAUAAAAUGGAUAUGUUAAAAUUAAUUGUAGCAAAAAUUCAUAAGAUCAAAGCAAUGGAUCCAUUUAGCGCCGCUAAAAUGUAUCUGCCAUGGAUCCACAUAUGAGGUUAUGUCUAAGAUAAUGGGUGUUUUAACAAGUACCUCAUUGCUCAAGUUAAAUGAUGUCAUGUCUGCUCCAUUAUGAUUUGCACGUAAAUGUCACCACUUCCACAUUCACAUAGGUGAGUCUAUUAAGAGUACUCGUGUAGUUGGGUAUUCCACUCCAUAUGGAGUAAAUAUCUUAUUAAGAGUUUCUAUUAUCACAUCCUAUCAUCGCUUCAGGAAUCAUGCUUCUAUGAUUUAUAAUAGCAUGUUUAUAUUAUAUCACUUCAUGACUUGAUAUUAUUCAUUGAACCUAAUUCUUGGGAUCGUCAGUCUUUUAGGUUGGGUUACCAUCACGAGUGACUCAUUGAUCUAUAACCAAUAGUUCUAUCCUUUUGGAUGUAUUUAGGAAUUUCUCUCUAGCUAAUCAUUUAGCGAAAGGAUCUGCUAAGCUUUCAUCAGUGCGUACAUGAUCCACUCUAAAAGCUCAUUUUAAAAGUAACUCUCUAAUUGUGUUGUGCUUACACGUAUUUGUCAUCUUUUACCAUUGUAAUAAUAGUUCUCAAUUUUGCAAUAGUUGUGCUACUAUUGCAGUGGAUCAACACAACUAGCAUUGAUUUUUUUCACGGAGGGAUCUUAGCUAGCAAGCAUCUCAACCAACUUGCUUCUUCACUAGUGAUUGUUAUUGUUAUCAUUUGAAACUUCAUAGUGGGUUGAGCCAAUAUCUUUGAUUUCCAAGAAACAUCUCCACCAACUAUGCUAAAUAUAUAGUCAUUGGUUUCUUUUGAGUCAUCUAAUAAAGUGUUCCAAUCAGCAUCAUUGUAUUCUUCAAGGACAAAAGGAAAUCUUAGAUAAUGUAAAUUUGAGAUUCAUGGUUUGUUUAAGGUAUCAUAUGUCUCUCUCAAUAGUA
Molecule: messenger RNA, 1962 nt
Organism: Cicer arietinum (chickpea)
Lineage: Eukaryota; Viridiplantae; Streptophyta; Magnoliopsida; Fabales; Fabaceae
Product: high mobility group B protein 6-like
Molecular function (GO): DNA binding
Source: RefSeq, a predicted model, not a curated record